Molecule: messenger RNA, 1298 nt
Organism: Ipomoea triloba (trilobed morning glory)
Lineage: Eukaryota; Viridiplantae; Streptophyta; Magnoliopsida; Solanales; Convolvulaceae
Exons: 2
Coding region: 60-929 (289 amino acids)
Source: RefSeq, a predicted model, not a curated record
UUUCUCUCUCUCUCUCUCCCUUUCCCUCUCUCUCUCUUUCCCUCUCUGGGAAAACGAUAAUGGCAUCCAACGGCAGAGAGGCGCGACGACGCCGUAUCGUGGAUAAAGGAUCCGACCGCCUUGCUCUCAUCACCGGCCAGAUCCAGAACCUCCAGCCCGGCGCCGAAUCCGAAUCCCCUGAAGCCCGACAUUCCCACACCGCCUCAUGUCCUCCCUAUCUCUCUCGCGAUCACCAACAGCCCGACCAUCCUUCCCUCGGCGCUAUUGCUGAGGACAAGAUUGCUGGCCACUUGUCGGGAAAUCAUGCCUCUGGUAUUCAGCCUAGCCAGAACAAUAAUUAUGAAGGUGAAAACAGAACAGGUCCUUUUAUUCGCAAAUGUGAAUCCCACAAAGAAGCCAACAGAGCUGCAGCCGCGGAUCGUCGCAGCAAAGAACCAGCUCAGGCCUCAUCUGCUGCGAAUUCUAGCAUUUCUGCUUCUGGAGGGGGUCAUCAUAAUGAAAUGAGCAAUUAUCCAAAUAUUUUCACACCAUAUAAAAUUAUUUCUGCUAUUAAAGCCUGUGAGACUCCCCGCAUUCGCUGCUCUCUAGCAGCUGCUGUUAUAGUAGUUUUAUGUUAUGUUGGGUUCCCCAUCCUGGGCUCUGGUGCAGUUAAGAGUAUCAUUCUUUUCAGACCACUGAUUUUUCUUCUGCUGACCAACAUAUCAAUUGUUGUUAGUCAUAUUCUUUUAGAUAAAGGGACUGUAAAGAUUCAACCAGAAGCAAGCAAUGGCCCUUCUGCAGAUGACACUGAUUUGGCCGAUCAAGUUGGGAAGGCUCUGGAGAAUGGGUUGAUGGCGCAGAAGAUUAUCGGUGCCCUUUUCAUCGACAGUAGUGUUUAUGCAAUAUCAGUUAUCUGCAGCAUUUCCUUUGCACAGAAGCUGGGAUGGUAAUUACAUUUUCCAAGUUAUUUGAUAGUGCAUCGGCUUAGCAAUUCCCGCUUAUUCACCCUUAGGCUUGAGCAACCUUUUCUUAGAAACGUUUUCUCUGUGGUCACGUAUUUGAUAUUCCAGGCAAUGGUCUCAGUUUUUGUAGCAUUCUAGAAAGGUGGCAAUAAGCUUUGGGUUAGUCUGGUUAUCCCAGUUUUGCGUAAAUAAAGUGAAAUUUGCCAAUUCUAUGUUACUAUGACACCUAUGAUGGAACCAUUUUUGGAAGAGAUGGCAAAUUAUAUGUAGCUAUAUUAUAAUGUAAACAAACACAAAUUUUGUAUUUCUGGUACUGUUGAAUGGGAUGUUUUUAUUGAGCUUUAUUUCUUUGGUAAA